This is a messenger RNA of Serendipita indica DSM 11827, 885 nucleotides long. The record is from the annotation of a GenBank genome assembly. Lineage: Eukaryota; Fungi; Basidiomycota; Agaricomycetes; Sebacinales; Serendipitaceae.
AUGACAAACGCCGACCCGUCCUUGUUCUCGACGACGGCUGCAGCAACCGCCGUCGACUUGGGUUUCGACGAGCAACUUGCUAAACAUCGUCUGGAAUCUGCCAACAAUGACGAUCAAGGAGGCGUACAGGCCAUCUCCGAGGCAGACUUUCUCGCUCGUAUUGCAUCCUUUGAGCGACGGGAGCAGCAAGAGGCCCAGCGAGCGCGUCGGAUGAUGCGUCGGUGGUCAGAGACGACGACGACGACGACGACGACAGACCAGAGAAUCUCGACGAGGAUCAACCGCGCACAGACACAUUUGAACAGUGGAUUCCGCCUGCGAGCUACGACCAAUGGAUCCCGCCUCCUUCUCCCGUCGAGCACAUUUUCAGAUGCGACAGACGCGGAGGUCGACUAUUUCCUAGACCCAUCGUCGGAUAUCGACGCUGAAGAAGACGAGUGGGCAUCGAAUGGGAUCACACUCCCACACCUCGUGUAUGAUCCACGACUCGGAUACUCUCUCUUUGACCACGAGGAGCAUGCACUGGAUGAUGAUGAUGGACUGCCCAUGGACGACGACGAAACCCUGGCCGUCUACCCACCGUUCCACGACCUCUAUCCGAUGCACUCCAUGGCGUACACCUCGACUCUCAACGCCCACCGGCCAAUAUCCUGGCCGGCGACGACGAGCUUGGCUCUCUUUCUCGCUUCGGCUCGCGUCCGCAUUUGGAACCCAUCCAACCACCUCGUUCCACUUCGACCGAUCGUCAUCCUCCUCGUGUGCACUCUGCAACCCGCCGUUAAAACGCCAAAUCCAACUCACGGCGUUUUCGUUUCCCUGGCAUCAUUACCACAGUGCUCGUUCAUUCACGACUUUAUGACACACACUACGACAUCCCCCCCCUGA